CCCGCAUCAACUCGCCCACUGCCUUCCAGUCCAGCAACACCUUCUCUCUCCCCAGCCUUGCUCACUUCUUCUCUCUUUCCUCAGUCCUCUUAUUCCCUCCUUACUGCGAUCCCUCUCGCCCGCACUUUUACACCGCUUCCUUCGAUCUGCCCUAUUUCUACUCAGAGUCGCCCCGCUCAUUCCUUCCCCGCUUCGACCUUGGGGAUAGUGUCAGUUCAACCACUUGCGCAAUUCGCCUUUGAUCCUAGAUAUCUCGGUGUCGACAGACUCGAGGACUUCGUAUACCGUUAUAGUUGCCUUAUCUGCAAGUCAUUCAAAAUGAGUAGCCCGAAGCGGAGAAUUGAGACAGAUGUCAUGAAGUACGCCCUCGUACUGCUGCUGCGCUCAUACCUGAUAGCUGACUGACUGAUAUUUUGGCAGGAUGUACGCACCCUUCCCCGUAUCCGGCACCUAUCAUACUCCACCUCAACUUGGGUUGGAAUGAGCACGCAAUUUCGGAUAUGGGACAGGUCAACAGAUUUCAGCGGGACUUGUGCUGAUGUUUCGCAUAGGUUGAUGAGUGAUUAUGAGGUGACUCUGGUCAAUGAUAACAGGCAAGAGUUCUACGUACGUUUUAAGGGACCUGAAGAGACACCCUUCGCCGGUGGCCACUGGAAGAUCCACGUCGAACUACCCGACCAGUACCCAUACAAGAGCCCGAGUAUCGGAUUUGUGAACCGGAUAUUCCACCCGAACAUCGAUGAGCUGUCGGGUUCCGUUUGUUUGGAUGUCAUAAAUCAAACAUGGUCGCCCAUGUACGAUAUGAUCAACAUCUUCGAGGUCUUCCUUCCUCAGCUCCUGCGCUACCCCAACCCUUCGGACCCUCUCAACGGCGAAGCAGCUGCUAUGCUCAUGCGGGAGCCAAAGAGCUACGAGGCAAAGGUCAAGGAGUACGUGGCCAAGUACGCCAGCAAAGAGGCUGUCGAUGAAGCCGGGGAAGACACAGAGUCGGAAGACGAACUGAGCUCGGCAGGCAGUUACGAGUCCGGCGGCGAAGAGCCAGCCGGUACGAUGGACGACGUCUAAAUCUGCCGCGCUCCAGUCUGUCUUAGACCAUUCGCGUCUUGGCUUGGACAUUGCACACCAGUAUAUUGCAUAGGCAUUGUUGUCUAUUAUCUGUUUUCGGUGUUUACUAUUCCUGCUUUCUCUCGGGUGUCAGGCGGAAAGGCGUUUCUGGCGGAGUUCUGUCAUUCAAGGUGCAGCAAUCGACUACGAUGGUCACGAGAAGGUGGGCUAAUGGGCGAUCGGAUCAUGUAGCGUUGGAGGGGUGAAAUAGCAGGAAGUCGACCGUCUGUCGAUCCGUAUCUCUUUGAUACCAGCGACUUCCGCGGUCUGUUCAACUCUCCACCUCUCGCAGAUGUUCCAACAUAAAGACUGUAUAUCGCUAAUGGGAGCAUUAUUGUUAUACUCUAUUUAGAUCCACUACUAUUAGUAGCAUAGCCUAGCAUACAUAGCCCGUUGUUAAAGAUGU
Molecule: messenger RNA, 1510 nt
Organism: Aspergillus welwitschiae
Lineage: Eukaryota; Fungi; Ascomycota; Eurotiomycetes; Eurotiales; Aspergillaceae
Product: E2 ubiquitin-conjugating protein UBC8
Exons: 6
Coding region: 481-1065 (194 amino acids)
Biological process (GO): ubiquitin-dependent protein catabolic process; protein polyubiquitination
Cellular component (GO): nucleus
Molecular function (GO): ubiquitin conjugating enzyme activity
Source: RefSeq, a predicted model, not a curated record